GGUAAGUCCACCACUGCGCCUUCUUCGUCUUCCCCCCAUUUCAAAUUUUGGGGCUCCGCCCCCAUUCCCUCCUCCGCCGCCCUCAUCACCCGUUCGCUUCGAUUCGAUUCACUUCAGCUCCGCUCCUUUCCCAUGCCUCGUCCCGGCUCGCGCCUCGCGACGCCGCUGCCUCCCGCACCUAGAGCGCCGUCCCCAGGCCGUCACUGAUUUGACCCGCCGCCCGUCCGGAAACCCUAGCACCCCGGAUCCGCCACUCCGGCGAGAUGCCGCUGGGCCCCACCGCCGCCGCCUAUGGAGAGCAGGGAUAACUUCCUUCGGCCGCCAACGCCCUCCUCCGCAGCCGGAGCCAGCGCCGGCAAAGGCCUCACGAUCCCCACCGCCGGUGACACGGCCGCUACCAACCUGACAUCAUCCUCGGGCUCCUCCUCGUCGCUCACGCUGUCCCCACCGGCGCUGGGCUUCCUGCACCAGGUUCAUGCCGCCGUUAAGCGGCAGAGGCCUCACGGUUCGAUGCAGUCCAACGUUCCACGAGCAACCCGAGUUCUGGUAUCCAGAGGUGAGGGGGCAAAUAAAGCUGGUGCCAGCCCUUCUGUUUCGCAGAACUCUGAAGGAAAGGUUAUGCAGCCACAGAGAGGGUUGUUGGGACCCUCCAGGCUGCAGAACGUGGUGUCUGAUCAAAAGAAAGUUGCAAGUGCUGUUACAUUGGGGCCCUCUUGUCCAGAUGAGCUGAUGUUGACCACACCUUCAACAUUGGGAAACAUCACAGAUACCCAUAAUCAGAGUGUUGGCCAAAAAUACCAGCAGAAGAGUGAGGUUAAUCUGUUGGCGGAUAGGGGGAAGUCAUCUUUGGAAGUUUCUUCAUCUCGAAUGGCAUCUCGUGAUGCAUUGGUGGGAGAAAGUUUCAAGAAAGAACCGUUUUACUCAGUUGGUGAUCCACAGUCAACUUCUCGGAGUGAAAACGUUGGGGUCACUGUCGAUAGUAGAAUGGACAGUAUGUCAUCUUAUCUGCAUUCUGUUUCAUUGACAGCAAGAGAUAAUUUUCCUGUGAAUCAAGGAGAACAUGCUCACCGUGUGAACCAUCAGGAGGUUGAAAAUGCUGAUGCAGCAGUUAAUAUAGAUAUCAUGUAUACUGCAGCAAAUUUGUCUCGAAGAGGGGUUGAAGAGGCUUGUAAUCAGAAUCAUGGAGAGCCAAUGACCCGUUGCUCUGCCAUUGGUUCAUCCAUUACUGCUGUAUCACUACAUUCAGGGCCUACUGUCCAAAGUACACAGGAUCCCCAGGUUAGCCGGUAUGCUUUGCCAGCGCAGAUGCCUGAAUCUGCUGUAGAACCAUCUGGAGGUGUACUGGGUCAUGGCCCUAAAAAACAGCAUACAGCUGCAACAGGUGUUGGUGAUUGGAAUCCUCAUGAUCAGCAGGAUCAUAAUCUGGGAAAUGUUGCCGCAGACAAAGCUGUUUCUGACAUCGGCAGUCGUUUGCCUUCUGAAGGAUUAUCUUCAAACAACCAGUCUACAUCUGCCAGGGAUGGUGGUGCUUCCCGGCCAAACAAGGGUGAGAAGGAGCGCCACAAAAGGAAUUAUGAUCCUAAUGUAUUCUUUAAGGUGAAUGGGAAACUUUAUCAGAAACUUGGUAAAAUAGGAUCUGGAGGUAGCAGUGAAGUUCACAAAGUUAUAUCAGCAGAGUGCAUAAUAUUUGCCUUGAAAAAGAUCAAGCUUAGAGGUCGUGACUACCCUACUGCCUAUGGCUUUUGCCAAGAAAUCGAGUACCUAAAUAAAUUGAAAGGGAAGAGCAAUAUCAUACAGCUGAUUGAUUAUGAGGUCACUGAUAAAAGUUUACUUCUAGAAGGUUCCAUGUCACCCAGAAAGGAUGGAAAAAUUAAGGAUGAUCACUACAUUUACAUGGUCCUUGAGUAUGGAGAAAUUGACUUAGCUCAUAUGGUUGCUCAGAAGUGGAAGGAGAGGAACAACUCAAAUAUGAAAAUUGAUGAAAAUUGGCUACGCUUUUAUUGGCAGCAAAUGCUCGAAGCUGUCAAUACAAUACAUGAAGAACGGAUAGUGCACUCCGAUUUGAAGCCUGCCAACUUUAUGCUGGUGAGGGGUUCACUUAAACUAAUUGAUUUUGGCAUUGCCAAAGCUAUAAUGAACGAUACAACAAACAUUCAACGUGAUGCUCAGGUAGGUACACUGAACUACAUGUCACCUGAAGCAUUCAUGUGCAAUGAUCAGGACUCGGGUGGUAACAUUAUUAAGUGUGGACGCCCCUCUGAUAUUUGGUCUCUUGGUUGUAUUCUUUAUCAAAUGGUGUAUGGUAAGACACCAUUUGCAGACUACAAGACUUUUUGGGCCAAAUAUAAAGAAGUCACUGAUAGGAACCACAAGAUCAAGUAUGAACCAGUUGACAACCCAUGGCUUAUUGAUUUGAUGCAAAGAUGUCUUGCAUGGGACCGAGAUGAACGAUGGAGAAUACCUCAACUACUUCAGCACCCUUUUCUCAAUCCUCCGGUUCCAAGGGAUUUAGCUCCCAUUGACCAUGAUCGGUGUAGGUUGUUGAUGGAGAAGAUCAGAGCUCACUGGACUAAUCCUGUGGUUUCAAAACUUUGUAGUAUAAUUGAAAACCUCGAGGAGGAUCAGUGCUAGGAAGAGGGAUUUAACGUUCCUAAUUGUUACCCUAGUUGGGGCCUGGGUAGCAGCACGAGUGCUUUAGUUUCUGUAUCGUUCUGGUUCUUUCGAGUUUAGUAGGCAUCUGUUAUAAUUUGUAAAUAGUACCUUCAUCAUUUGACUUGGGAGCAUUUUCCGGUGGUGCCCUGGCAUUCUUUGCUCCCUUGUGUUUGGAAGUUGAUGUUUUAUUUAUUUAUUUAAGGAAUAUAUAUUAUC
Messenger RNA from Phragmites australis (common reed), 2868 nucleotides. RefSeq names its product serine/threonine-protein kinase MPS1-like. The transcript has 6 exons. Gene Ontology annotation, molecular function: protein serine/threonine kinase activity; ATP binding; protein serine/threonine/tyrosine kinase activity. Gene Ontology annotation, biological process: mitotic spindle assembly checkpoint signaling; peptidyl-serine phosphorylation; meiotic spindle assembly checkpoint signaling. The coding region runs from base 292 to 2631 and encodes 779 amino acids. Lineage: Eukaryota; Viridiplantae; Streptophyta; Magnoliopsida; Poales; Poaceae. The record is from RefSeq and is a predicted model, not a curated record. Gene Ontology annotation, cellular component: spindle; nucleus; kinetochore.